AAGUCUCAGGCGACAAGAGGAAAACAAGACAGCGUUUUUUCUUUCUUCUUCCUCCUCCUCCUGUUCUUUGCUAAAGGCGUAUCACUGAUGGAUGCCACCAUGGAGCAGAAAACAUAAAGUUGAGCACUCGAAAGGACGCUGCCACUUGUACUUUAAAGAAGAUAAUCAACGGUGGGAUGAAGAAUUAAAGUCUUAGAGUUUGUGCCGACAUGUCUAAACCAAUGGAUCACGUUAAACGCCCGAUGAACGCUUUCAUGGUCUGGUCCAGAGCCCAGCGCAGAAAAAUGGCUCAGGAAAACCCUAAAAUGCACAACUCCGAGAUCAGCAAGAGACUAGGAGCGGAGUGGAAACUUCUCACCGAGUCUGAGAAGAGGCCGUUCAUCGACGAAGCCAAACGACUGCGCGCGAUGCACAUGAAGGAGCACCCAGACUAUAAAUACAGACCGAGGCGGAAGCCCAAGACUCUCAUGAAGAAAGAUAAGUUUUCCUUCCCGGUGCCCUAUAACCUCGGGGAGCACGACGCGCUCAAAGUCAGCGGCCUUUCCUCUGGAGCUCUUUCCGAGUCCGUGCUUGGGAACCCGGACAAGGCUGCGGCUGCUGCAGCGGCGGCAGCAGCGAGAGUUUUCUUCAACCCAUCCAUGUCCACGAACCCAUACUCCUUUUUUGACCUGGGAUCCAAGAUGACAGAGCUUUCCCCUCCUUCGUUUCCGUACGCGUCCCCGUUGGGUUACCCUCCUGGAGGCGCCACGGCUUUCACCACCGGGACUGGCAGUGUUGGUGGCGGGACGCACACCCACACUCACUCGCACCCGUCCCCUGGAAACCCAGGCUACAUGAUUCCUUGUAACUGUACGGGUUGGCCCUCUGCGGGGCUUCAGCCGCCCUUAGCAUACAUCCUGCUGCCCGGGAUGGGCAAACCUCAGCUUGAACCGUACCCUGCGUAUGCUGCAGCGUUAUGAUAGGCCCACUCUGGACUUCUCGAAGAAAAUACAAUGUGAAAAGAAACAAAAAAAGCUAUUCAUGCAAGAGUUUUAUUAUGCAUGCACAAACUUGUACAUGUGAUGAAGUGCUCGUCGUCUCAGAUAUCACAUGUGUAUGUAUAUUGAUUACUGCCUUUAUCUAAGGUAAUGCUUAUUUAGAGACCUCUCUAAUCUACUCCUCAGCCAGCAGCCCUCUGAGGAAAAAAUGACUAAAAGGAGGAGAUGCUAUCAGUGCAGCUCGCCCUUCCAUGUGAAAACUUUUUUU
Molecule: messenger RNA, 1245 nt
Organism: Cheilinus undulatus (humphead wrasse)
Lineage: Eukaryota; Metazoa; Chordata; Actinopteri; Labriformes; Labridae
Gene: sox21b
Product: SRY-box transcription factor 21b
Exons: 2
Coding region: 210-959 (249 amino acids)
Biological process (GO): anatomical structure morphogenesis; regulation of DNA-templated transcription; cell differentiation
Molecular function (GO): RNA polymerase II cis-regulatory region sequence-specific DNA binding; DNA-binding transcription factor activity, RNA polymerase II-specific
Source: RefSeq, a predicted model, not a curated record